This is a messenger RNA of Dermatophagoides pteronyssinus (European house dust mite), 1789 nucleotides long. RefSeq lists its product as uncharacterized. NCBI's taxonomy places the organism in Eukaryota, Metazoa, Arthropoda, Arachnida, Sarcoptiformes, Pyroglyphidae. The record is from RefSeq and is a predicted model, not a curated record.
GAGGAAAAUUGAAAUAAAAGUGAGGGAACGAGAGUGAAAUCAACAAAACAAGAUGACACAAUUACUGUACAUGGGAGUGAAAAAAGCGAAAAUUUUUUUCACAAAAAAAUUCGUUAUCAAAACGUCGUUUUUAUGCCGUUACAUCUUCACAUGUGAAACACACGUUUUUUUCGUUUGUUUGUUUGUUUCAUUCGAUUCUUGAUCAUAAAAAAUGACAAAAAAUUAUCAUCAUUCUUUACAAUUCUUAUUGUUAAUUGCUGCUGCUAUAAUCAUUCCGAUCGAAUGUGAAAUUGAAUCGAUUAAAGAAUCAUCAUCAUCAUUCGAGUUUACUGUAUUACCACCAAAACAUUCGGAUAUAUUAAUCAAAAAUGGACGAAAAGAAUAUGAAACAUUAUUGGAAAAACGUAACAUACCUGUAUAUGGUAAAUGUUGGGAACUGGCUAUUGAACGUUUAGAAGAAAAUUGUAAUCAAAUGAAUGAAUUACGACAAUCAUGGUUAUCAAUAUCAUUUACAUCAUGUUUUCUUCAAAAUAUGGGUAGUAAAUUGAAUAUUGAUUCCUGUCAACAAGUAAUCCGAUGGAAUGAUAAUGAUAAUAUUGGUCAUAUUAAACCGGAAUUUUCAUCCAACCGAGACAAAAUAAAAGAAUGUACACGUAAUAUGAUUGAUUCCAAUCUAUUCAAUACAUAUACAAUGUUUUUUAUUCAUACACAAAGUAUUUGUUUUUAUCUACAAUCAGAAAAAUGGCAAAAAAAUACUGAAAAAUUAGUGAAUAAUCUUGUUCAUGAUGCACAUAUUGUUUCGAAUGAAUUAACAACAGCUGUUGGUCAGAUACAAAAUUUAGAACAAUUACAACAUUCAUCAUUGGAAGCACAGAUAACAAUAAAUCAUGAAUUAAAUCAAGCUAAAAUGAAUUUGGAACAAUUUCAACGACAAACAAGAAAACAACAAGAUUUGAUUGAAAAAAUUAUUACACAAUUUACAGUGUUACAAGAUUUUCUUAUCACUGAAUUUUCAACAAGUUCAACAAUAUUUUUCUAUAUAAUAACAAUGUUGGUUAUUUAUUUUAUCACAACACCAAAACGAACUAUUGAUAUUCGUUCAUGGUUAUAUAUGAUUAUGAUUGUUUGUUUCUUUUUCGAGAAAAAAGGACUGGAAUAUUUAUGCUGGUGGUUGAAUUUAAUUCCAUCAAAUUUAUCAUCAUCGACGAAUAUAUUCGAUUCAAUCAUACAAAUGCAAUGGGAUAUGAAUCAAAAAAUAUGGUUAUUAAGAAAAUCGAUGCUUUUCACACAGGCAUUCAUAUUUAUUUGGAGAUUUUUAACCUAUAAAGAUAUGAAUGAAAUUAAUAAUCAAAUUCUUUGUACGAAUGCAUCAAUUUUAAGAAAUAUUCAUCAAAUGUUAACAAUCGAUAAUCAUAAAUAUACGAUACCAUCAAGAAUAUUAUCAAAUGAAUCGGAGUAUAGUACCGAAGAUGAUGAUGAUAAUGAAUCAUCAUUAUCUGAUUAUGAAACAGAUGAAUCAUUUCAACCAAAUGAUGACGAUAGUUUUGAUUUAAAUCAAUCAAAAAAUUCAUAUAAUUUUCGACCAAAUCGCUCCACAAUAUUUAUUGAUAAUGAAGAUUCGAAUCAUCGACUAUUUCGAUCACCGGAACGAUUUGUUUGGAAACAGGAACAAAACUCACGAUUAUACGACAAAUGAAUUUCCAAAAUGAAAUUAUUCGACAUUUUUUUCUUCUUUCUUUCUUUCUUUCAUUGAUAUUUAAAAUUUAUUCAAAUAAAAUAAAAUUCAAUU